Messenger RNA from Lutzomyia longipalpis, 1902 nucleotides. RefSeq names its product probable 4-coumarate--CoA ligase 3. Bases 8 to 1717 code for a protein of 569 amino acids. Gene Ontology annotation, molecular function: long-chain fatty acid-CoA ligase activity. Lineage: Eukaryota; Metazoa; Arthropoda; Insecta; Diptera; Psychodidae. Gene Ontology annotation, biological process: long-chain fatty acid metabolic process; fatty-acyl-CoA biosynthetic process. The transcript has 5 exons. The record is from RefSeq and is a predicted model, not a curated record.
UGCUUAGAUGAUAAGACGGUUUAAAUCGUUUAAAUCAUUUCAGUAUUCAGGGCAAACUCAAAGUAAGAAGAUGUCCAUAACUAAGUAUUUCAGUGAAGAAAAAAUCUGGAGAGGUCCAGAAAAGCCUGCGUGGCUGUUCAAUGAGAAGGCCAAUCUUGGAAGAAUCCUACUGAGUAUCCUUAACCGUGAUCCGCAAAAAGUGGCUCAAAUCAGUGAUAACAACGGAAUUCGGAUGACAAACGGCGAGAUGGUGUCGUAUGCUGAGAAAAUUGCAGGAGGAUUGAAGCAAAGAGGAUGCAAAGUAGGAGAUGUUGUUGGUUUUGUGGCAGCAAAUGGACACAUGUUGGCUCCUACAUUGAUUGCUUGCUUUCUCCUUGAAGCUUCAACAAAUGCAAUGGAUGUGAAUCAGAAUGAAGAUGAGAUCUACAACAUAUUUAAAAUCACCGAACCCAAAUUUAUUUUUUGUGAUGCCCAAAAAAUCAAUCUUAUGGAGAAGGUUGCUGGAAGAUUGCAGGAUUCUCCAACAAUAAUUAUUUAUGGUGAAAAUAAAGUUAAGGCCUACAUCAGCAUUGAAGAUCUAAUACGAGAAGGUGAUGAUGAGGUGUUAAGAAGGAAUAUUUUAUUGGAGGCCUGUCGUCCAUUACAAAUGGACUAUAACAUCAUUUGCUGCUCUUCUGGAACAACAGGUCCUCAGAAGGCUGUCUGCAUUUCCUACCAAUCAAUAGUUGAUGAAUACUGGUAUCAGAAUGUCGUCAGAUCGUCAGAAGGUUCCUUCUUCACCUUCUCUUCUGUAUUUUGGACUGUAGGCUACCUUGUCCUUCUAAGAAGUAUUUUCUACGGACUUACACGCAUAAUUACAACUCAGGACUUCAAUCCUGAACUUUUCCUUAACAUCAUUACCAAAUACAGAGUAACCAAUACACUGAUUAAUCCAUUGUUGCUUUGUCAAGUUCUUGAGUCUCCAAAACUGUCUCCUGAUACUUUUUCUUCUCUCAAGAAAAUCUUUUGUUGUGGAAAUAUAAUAACAGAGGACUUGGUUGAGAAGCUAAAACCCUUCUUAAUGUCAAAAACUAAAUUUAUGAUUAUAUAUGGAAGUACCGAAGCAGGAGCAAUAACUACUUACAACUAUAACUUAAAAGGAACUAUAAGUGUUGGGAACCUAUUACCAGGAAUUGAAGGAAUUGUUAUUGAUGAAGAAGGAAGAAGACUUGGUCCAGGCAUGGUUGGAGAACUUUGCUUUACAACACCUUAUCGGUUCUCUGGAUAUCUGAAAAAUCCAGAAGCAACCAAUGCUUACACAACCAACGAUGGAUUUAUGCGUAGUGGAGACUUAGGAUUCUAUGAUGAAGAUGGUCUUCUCUAUGUAAAUGGACGAUGUAAGGAUGUCAUGAAGUACAUCUUGGCUCAUGUAUCCGGAUCUGAAAUUGAGAGGGUCGUCAAGAAGCAUCCUAGCGUAUCUGAUGUAGUUGCUGUUGGGAUUCCUGAUGAGAAAUAUUCCCAUCUUCCUGCUGUUUUAGUUGUCCUGAAAAACAGAUCAUCUGUUACAGCCGAAGAGAUUUCAGAUCUCGUUGCUGAGAAGCUUCCUGAUUCACAUAAACUUCGUGGAGGAGUUUAUUUUGUUGACAAAAUUCCUGUAACAUCAACAGGAAAGGUGAAGAAAGUUGAAGCUGAGAAAUAUGCUGAACGAAUGUUUAGGUCUCUCAAUUUGAAGGAUUAAGACCUAACAAGGGGAAAUAUAUCACUCUGUUGCACACGUUACUCGUUUCUAGUAUUUAGUAGCCUCUUACGCAUUAUCCAGACACAAAUAAUUUAAGAUUUUUUUUUGGAUUAUAAACCAAAUCUAAUUUCAAUUGUAUAAGACCAAUUAUGUACGUACAAAGUCAAUAAACCUUACUUAUCUUA